AUGUCAACGGGACCCCCAACCAACUUCACCUCCCUCUCCACACACGCACUCACCACACGCUCCGACUUUGCCCACGCUUGCUCAUCCCUCCUCCAACCCCUCCUCCCCUUCUUCUCCCCAGGUCGCACCCGCGUCAAGCUCGGCGCAACCGCCACCCGCUACGACGAAACCGGAGCACAGCUCGAGGGCUUCACCCGACCGCUCUGGGGCCUUGCGUCUCUCCUCGCUGGCGGCUUCCCAUUCACCGAUGCCUCCUUCUGGCUCGAAGGGCUUCGCAAUGGCACGAACCCCGCACACCCGGAGUUCUGGGGAUGGCCACGCGAUCUGGAUCAGCGCAUGGUAGAGAUGUGCCCACUUGGGUUUGCGCUCAUCGUUGCGCCGGCGCAGCUCUGGGAGCCUCUGACGCAAUCAGAGAAGCAGAAUGUGCAGCAGUGGCUGGGGGCGAUCAAUGCGAGGGAGAUGCCGAACACGAACUGGUUAUGGUUCCGGGUGUUUGCGAACCUUGCCAUGAAGAAAAACGGAGCGCUAUACGACGCGCAAAAGUUGAAGGCGGACAUGGAUCAUCUAGACGGGUUCUAUCGAGGCGAGGGUUGGAGCAAUGACGGUCCGGAAGGGUAUACACAGAUGGACUACUAUAGUGGCAGCUUCGCCAUCCAGCUUUUGCAGCUGCUGUAUGUCAAGAUUAACGGCGGCGAAGACCAAGAACGAGCCGAGAGGUAUCGAGACUGGGCCAGGCAGUAUGCACUAGCUUUCGUCCACUACUUCGAUGAAGAGGGCCGUGCGAUUACCUUUGGUCGUUCACUCACAUAUCGCUUUGCGAUGGCAGGCUUUUGGAGCGCAGUCGCCUUCGCAGACCUCGAACUUCCUGACCCACUCAACUGGGGCGUCGUGAAAGGCAUCCUCCUUCGCAAUCUUCGCUGGUGGACUCGGCAGCUAAACAUCCUUUCCCCGCAAGGGACUCUCACCAUCGGAUAUUGCUACCCCAAUCAAUUCACUUCCGAAAACUACAACUCACCGGGUUCGCCAUAUUGGUUCAUGCUUAGCUUUGCAGCCCUGGCGUGUCCAGAGAGUCAUCCGUUUUGGCAGGCUGAGGAGCAGCCCUACCCAACGGCGAGACUUCCAGCGACGGUGGCGCUGAGGCAGCCCAAGCAUAUCAUGGUGCGAGGGGGUGGCCACACGUUCUUGCUAAGUUCCGGGCAGCAAUGCCACUACCCAAUGCGCGCGGCAGAGAGCAAGUAUGGCAAAUUUGCUUAUAGUUCCGUCUUCGGCUACUCAGUACCUACAGGAGGGUACUUUGUACAAGCCGCGGGAGGCGACAGCAUGCUUACACUCUCUGAGGAUGAGGGCGAGAGCUGGAAGGUCCGGCGGGUCGCUAUUGAUGCUGCAAUUGAAGAGAACGAGGGUACGCCUGUGCUGAGAUCGGGAUGGAAGCCUUGGAGUGAUGUGAGUGUAGAGACAUGGCUGGUGCCGCCAGAGGAGGCAACGCCCAACUGGUACUUGAGGAUUCACCACAUUAACACAGGAAGAAACUUGAGGACGAGUGAAGGGGCAUGGGCAUUGUGCGGUGAGCGUGAGAGCGACGGGAGGGAGCUGGAGGCCUUAGGGGUAGACGGUAGAGAAGGCCGCCAGCAGGGGCAGAAUGAAGCAGUGGUGGUCUCCCAGGCUGGCGUCGUCGGUAUUGUGGAGCUGAAGGCAAAGCGUGAAGGCGUAGUGCUUGAGGAAGACGCAAAUUCCAACCUCGUCUCGAGCAGGUCGAUCCUACCUACACUAGCGACGACGUUGGAGGCAGGCGAGGAUAUGUGGCUUGUGGCUGCCAUCUUUGCCGUUCCCGCGGAUGCACAUGACUGGCGAGAGACAUGGCAGACAAUGUGGAGGACAAGACCGGCAAUGCCUAGUUGGCUAGAGCGGUUAACUACUCAAUAG
Messenger RNA from Cyphellophora europaea CBS 101466, 1923 nucleotides. RefSeq lists its product as uncharacterized. The transcript has 3 exons. Bases 1 to 1923 code for a protein of 640 amino acids. The record is from RefSeq and is a predicted model, not a curated record. Lineage: Eukaryota; Fungi; Ascomycota; Eurotiomycetes; Chaetothyriales; Cyphellophoraceae.